UCGAAUUGCUUUUUUUAUUUCUUCGUCCAUUCCAGGCUUCGUCUCUGUCCCUCAGCAACAGCAAACAAAACAACACCUUACUUCUCUUUCUCUCUCUCCUCCUGUUUCUCCCUGUAGGGUUGGGAGCUUCGACACUAAAACUCUGACGAGGGAGAAGCGUUUUGCGACCCAAUUCUAGUAGGGUUCUUGCUCUUCACUCAUGCCAAUUCCAUUCAUUGCGUAACAGAGCAAGCUCUAUUCAAACUCCUUCUCAUUAUGGUCGAGCGAGUUUCAGCUUUUACUAUUACGCGAAUGAGGGGUUGUUAAUUCGUGCUCGAAAUUUCGUUUCGCCAAGGGAAUUCGUCGUUUUCGACUUCGUUUAUCUGUUGAGGUAGAAGGAUUAUAGGUACUAACAUAUGUGGGUUAUUUGAAUUAAACUGUGGCGGGGGAAUGUUGGUUAGUGCUGCUCAAUGAUAGUUGCUAUGGACUUGAAUGCCUUGCCUGUGCCAGAGGAAGAUGAAGAUGAUUUUGGUGGCCAGGUUGAAGAGUACAAUGCGCCAGAAGAGCGCAUGGAAACUGCAGUUGAUAUUGCCCGCCGGGAACGUGAAGAAAGAAAGAGAAGAUUGAAAAAAGAACGAUCAGAUGACAGAUCUGUGCUAGUAUCACGAUCACCUGGAAAUGAUCAGCUAUUUCAUACUAAGAUCCUUAAAUCAUAUGAUAGAAGUAAGCUUCCUCCUGGUUGGUUGGAUUGCCCUUCAUGUGGCCAGGAAAUUUUUGGCACGAUACCAUCUAAGGUUCCACUUGGUGAAUCAUUCAAUGACUACAUCAUUCCUGGUAAAAGAUUCUCAUUUAAACAAGUGAUACAUCAACAGAGAGUUUUAGGGAAAAAAAUUGGUUUGGUAAUUGAUUUGACAAAUACUUCUCGAUACUAUCCAGUAGCAGAUCUAAAGAAAGAGGGUAUCAAGCAUGUUAAGAUUCAGUGCAAGGGCCGUGAUUCUGUACCUGAUAAUGUAUCUGUUAAUCAUUUUGUCUAUGAGGUUACACAAUUUCUAUCUCGUCAAAAACAGUCAAGGAAGUAUAUACUUGUUCAUUGUACACAUGGUUAUAAUCGUACAGGAUACAUGAUCAUCCAUUAUCUAAUGCGCAAAAUGUCAAUGUCUGUUACUCUGGCAAUAAAAGUAUUUUCUGAUGCACGCCCUCCAGGAAUCUAUAAACCUGAGUACAUUGAGGCAUUGUAUGCAUUUUAUCAUGAAAAAAAGCCUGAAAUGAUAGUUUGUCCUCCAACUCCAGAGUGGAAGAGAACUCCUGAACUCGUUGAUCUCAAUGGUGAAGCAGUGCCAGAUAAUGAUGAUGAUGAUGGAAUACCAGGCUCUCCUUUGCAUGAGAACCACAAGACUGACACGAUAAUGACAAAUGAUGAUAUUUUGGGAGAUGAGAUACCUAAUGAUCAGCAAGAUGCAUUUCGUCAGUUCUGCUUUCAAACACUCAAACUAGGUCUUGGGACCAGAGGACACAUGCAAUUUCCAGGGUCACACCCAGUUUCUUUAAACAGGGAUAAUCUACAGCUGUUACGACAGCGUUAUUAUUAUGCAACAUGGAAAGCUGAUGGAACAAGAUAUAUGAUGCUAAUAACUAUGGAUGGGUGUUACUUGAUUGAUAGAUGCUACAAUUUUCGAAGGGUCCAAAUGAGGUUUCCUUGCAGGGUUACAAAUGAUGGCUUGGCUGAGAAAACACACCAGUUCACUUUACUUGAUGGGGAAAUGAUUAUCGAUACUUUGCCAGAUUCAAAAAGGCAGGAAAGGAGAUACCUCAUAUAUGAUCUGAUGGCAGUUAAUGGAGUAUCAGUAAUAGAGCGACCGUUUUAUGAACGGUGGAAGAUGCUUGAGAAAGGAGUGAUUGAACCCAGGAAUCAGGAACGCUUCCAGUGCAGAAAUCCUUAUUAUAGAUAUGACAUGGAGCCAUUCAGGGUGAGGAGGAAAGAUUUUUGGUUGCUCUCUGCUGUCACAAAACUUUUAAAUGAAUUCAUUCCGAAACUCUCGCAUGAUGCAGAUGGUCUCAUAUUUCAGGGUUGGGAUGAUCCUUAUAUACCACGCACUCAUGAAGGCCUCUUAAAGUGGAAAUAUGCUGAUCUGAAUUCUGUUGAUUUUCUCUUUGAGAUUGAUAAUGAUUGUCAGCUACUUUUUCUCUAUGAACGAGGAAAAAAGAAACUCAUGGAAGGUUAUAGGGUUGCAUUUGAAGAAGAUUCAGAUCCCUUGCUUUUCUCCGGAAAGAUCAUUGAGUGUUCUUGGGAUUCUGAUAGACAGGAAUGGAUAUUCAAGCGAGUCAGAACAGAUAAAUCAACUCCAAAUGACUUCAAUACUUAUAAAAAGGUGAUGCGAAGUAUAAGAGACAAUAUCACAGAGGAUAUCUUGUUGAAUGAAAUAAAUGAAAUAAUUCGCCUCCCCAUGUAUGCCGACAGGAUAAGAAUUGAUAGCAAAGCUCAUCAUCACACUAAUAUGGCACGGCGAAGGUAAUCAAUCAGAAAUUUUUGCCGCCCUGUAAUAUUUUGACUGGUGGGAGAAAGGCAUGAUAAAUAUGUAUUACAUCUGGUGAAAACAAUAUCAUAUGUAUCCACUGAUAUCGGCCUGUGGCCCUCAUCUAAAGGUUCCUCGUAUUAUGUAAUUAGUUAGUCUUACAACUCCCGAGUUGUGGCAGUUGGUAACAAAGUCAGUCCUGAAUCCAUUUUCUUUGUUUAUCCAUAUGUAGAGUUAGGUUUAAGAUCGCCAUGUAUAUUAUAACUUUCUGACAAGAAGUGAUUGUAAGUUGUUCAAAGGGUAGUUGUUCCGUAGAAUUAAGUUCCUUUACAUUGGU
Messenger RNA from Abrus precatorius (Indian licorice), 2829 nucleotides. RefSeq names its product mRNA-capping enzyme-like. The record is from RefSeq and is a predicted model, not a curated record. Bases 450 to 2492 code for a protein of 680 amino acids. Gene Ontology annotation, biological process: DNA repair; 7-methylguanosine mRNA capping; DNA recombination. Gene Ontology annotation, molecular function: mRNA 5'-triphosphate monophosphatase activity; DNA ligase (ATP) activity; mRNA guanylyltransferase activity. The transcript is spliced from 18 exons. NCBI's taxonomy places the organism in Eukaryota, Viridiplantae, Streptophyta, Magnoliopsida, Fabales, Fabaceae.